Mesorhabditis belari is the source of this 1731-nucleotide messenger RNA. NCBI's taxonomy places the organism in Eukaryota, Metazoa, Nematoda, Chromadorea, Rhabditida, Rhabditidae. The record is from the annotation of a GenBank genome assembly.
AUGCUCUUUCGAUUCGGGCUCUUGGUAGCCAGUGUUUUUUCGAGUCUUGCGAUUGAUCCAUGUUCAUCAAUUGAUCGAGCUCUCCUUCGCAACAAAGAUCCCAAUGAAACGACGGCUUGCAAGUGUUUGAUUGAUCCGGUGCCAUUCGAUCAAAACGAUAAUGUUUGGAUUGGAUGCACUGGACAUUCGAUGUCGAUGGUCUUUAAGGCACUUGGUGGCCUCAAUGAGACUCGAGUGAAUCGAGUGCACGUUUGGGAUAGCAUUUUGAACAUUUUGCCAGCGGAAAUGUUUGAGAAGGUUCGACCUCGAAUCUUGAUUGUGGAAAACUCGUUGACGUCCGUUGUUCGACCGGGUACUUUCACACAGAUUGGCACUCGUCUUGUGGAGCUCCGCUUGAGGAAUAAUGCGUUUAAAAAGAGAAUUGAAAACUCGAUGCUCAAUGGGCUUGAUCGACUUCAAAUUCUUGAUAUGAGCGGCAACAAACUAGUCUCAAUCAAAGCCGGUGAUCUUGAGGGGAUGAGCGAAUUGAGAGAGUUGAUCCUCAACGAUAAUUUAAUCUCUCAAAUCGACGAUCGAGCAUUCUCGUCUCUCUCCUCGCUGAGAAUCCUCUCCAUUCAAGGGAAUCACCUCACCGCCAUCACAAAAGACACUUUUAAAGGACUCGACAACCUUGAGUACCUCUACUUACAAAAUAACAAAUUGGAGUCAAUUGAUUGGUCGGCUUUCCAACAUUUGAAGAGGCUUAAGCACAUCGAUUUGGGCAGAAACUUCUUGACAAACGUGGAUCUGCGAGCUCUUGAAGCCUUGGAGAAGCUCAUCAUCAACAACAAUUCAAUUCAAAGCUUAAAGAGUGUCACAUUGAAAGAUCUACCAUCCCUGGUUUUCUUGUCUCUUGAUCGGAACGCAAUCUCGGAAAUUGAUGAUUUAGAUCUUUUCGGUUUAGCUCCAUCAACGCGGCUUGAUUCUUUGUCAAUGGCUUCCAACAACAUUUCGGUGAUCUCGGCUCGUGCUUUUCAGCAUGUGAGCUCGUUGCGAACGCUUGCCCUUCAGAAUAAUCAGAUUUUGAGCCUCUCAACUGGCAGCACGCCGAUCUUGCGCUCUCUUCGCCGCCUCGCUGUUCUUCUUAUUUCCGGGAAUCAACUAUCAGCUCUCCGAGAGUCGGAACUCCCAAUCACCCUGCAAAUCCUUUCAGCUGAUCAUAAUCAAAUUAGUCAUAUUGACGCAGCUACAUUCAACUCGAUGCGACUACAGAAAUUACUUCUUAAUGAUAACUUGCUGGCUUUCUUACCGAAAGGAACCUUUGAUCCGCUUGAUCUUGACAUACUGCAGGCUAUUGACUUAAGUGCAAAUAAAUGGCAAUGCGUUUGUACGGAGGAAUGGUUGGGGUCGUGGUUGGACAAAGUGGGAGAGAGAGAUGUGGCGGAUGGACCUCUCGGUUGUCUUGUCACUCGUUGUGAAGAUGAUAAGCUAGAAGAGCAAGACCAUUCGACUUGGGUGACUAUCGCUGCCUCUAUACUCGCCGCUGUUUCAAUUUUGAUCCUCAUUUCUAUUGCUUUCCUUUGUUUUGAGGACGCACGUGCAAAAAUGUUCGUCUCCAAAUCAUUCCGCAGAGUGGAUUCAGAUCUUUUGAAGUUGAUCAAUGAUAACGAGGCAAAAUCGGACGCCACGAGAGGAGUUUAUAUGAAGCCAAAAUCUGAAAACAGCCAAAAGAGCGUUCGAUUCAUUGGAAAU